This is a messenger RNA of Rotaria sordida, 6993 nucleotides long. Lineage: Eukaryota; Metazoa; Rotifera; Eurotatoria; Philodinida; Philodinidae. The record is from the annotation of a GenBank genome assembly.
AUGUAUUCCUCAAUUGUUAACAAAUCAAUAGAACCUUGUCCUAUAUCAUCAUCAUCAUCUCCUAUUACAACAUCAUUAAUCUCAAAUAAUGAUAGUAUACCUAUCAGUAAUAAUUCUACAUCAUCAUCAUUACAAACAUAUGGAAAAAAAGAAAAUACAUUAACAAAUAUUUCAUAUUCAUCAUACAAUUGUUCAAAUGAUUAUUAUACAAAAAAACGUAUUGAAGAAUUACAUGAACGUAUGGAUGAUAUACAAAUAUCAAAUUUAUCAAAAGAUUUAUGUAAUGGACAUGUUUUAAUUGAUUUAAUUGAAUUAUUUUCAUCAACAAAAUUAAAACGUGAACAUGGUCAUACACGUUUUCAUUCAUUAGCAAAUGUUCAAUAUGUUUUAGAUUAUUUAAAAAUACGUAUGCAACAUAUUGAUAUAACACCAUAUGAUAUUGUAUCAGGAAAUCGUAAACAAAUCUUAGCAUUAUUAUGGAUUAUAAUGAGAAUAUUUGAUUUGCCAGCAUUUCGUAUAGCAAAUAAAAAUUGUUUUGUAGAAAAAACACUUUUAGGUUUUGGACAAGAUCGUAGUACUAUUAUAAAUUGGUUAAAUAAUAUUUUAAAUCAAAGUUUAAAUACAAAAGAAAUUUAUAUUAAAGAUUUUUAUAUCCAUACGUGGGAUGAUAGUUAUUAUUUAUCAUUAAUUAUUAAAUAUUUAAUACCAUUAAGUAUAAAUUAUUUAACAAAUAAAUGUUUUAAUUAUUUAAAAGAAUUAGAUAAAUUAAAUUCUUAUGAUCGACAACGUUUUCUAUUAUGUUUAAAUAUUUCAAAUUAUUGUUUUAAUACAAUAACAAUUAUUGAUUUGACAGAUAAAAGUGAAAAAUGUUUAUUUAAAUAUUUUGCUGAAUUAAAACAAAAUAUUUUAAAUAUUCUCAAAGCAAAUCAUAUCGGAAAAUUAAUUCACAAUAAUCCUUAUGCUAAACAAGUAUUUGAUACAGUUAUUCAAACAGAAACAGAACAUUCUUCACAUGUAAUUAAUAAUAAUGAAGAAUAUUUAAGUUGUAUUGAAGAUGAUCAUCAACAAGUAUCAACAGAAAAACAUAGAAGAUUGCCUAUGGAUUCUAUAGAUGAUAUAACACCGUCAUUAUCAUCAUCAAAUAAUAUUGAUGAAUCAUCAGAUUUACGAACAGUAGAAAGAUCAAGAUCGUUUUAUGAUGAACAACAAGAAGCAAAAUUAAAGCGAAUAAAUUCUUCGGAGAAAAUCGAGGAUUUAGAAAGUAAUUUCCAUAUGAUAAAUACUCAUAAUGAAAUGCCAAAAGAAGAACAGACUGAAAUGAUAACUGAUCAAUCAGAACAGCUUAAUGGCUUAGUUGAAAAUUUACAACACAGUGUAUCAUCAAUUGAACAAAGUGAACAAGAUACAAAUAGCUAUAUAGAUGCUGAGGAAUCAAUAACUCCAAUUGAAGAUUCUGAACAAUUUCUAUCAACAAUUGAACAACCUACAAUUAUUAAUAAUGAAACAAAAGAAAUGACAUUAACACAAAUUGAAAAUCAACUAAAUGAAAAAUUAGAACAAUCUACAGAUGAUUAUGAAGAGUCACAACAAAUUACAACGUCACAAAAAGAAAUUGUACAACCAAUUGAAAAUAAAAAUUCUAUUACUAUGGAUGAAAUAUUAGAACAACCAAUUUAUAUAAUUGAAGAAUUAUCACAUCCUAUAGUAUUAAUUGAAAAAUCAAAGCAAAUUACAACAGAAGAACCAAAAACUCCAUCAAUAACUUCAGUCGAAGAAAAUAAACAAUCUACAGAUGAUUAUGAACCAUCAGAGCAGUUUAAAAUGUCCCAGGAUGAGAUUGAACAAUCUGUUGAAAAUAAAAAUUCUAUUACUACGGAUGAAAUAUUAAAACAACCAAUUCUUAUAAUUGAAGAAUUAUCACACCCUGCAGUAUUAAUUGAAAAAUUAGAGGAAAUUACAAUUGACAAACCACAACAACAAUCUAUAACUUCAAAUGAAGAAGAUACAACACAAAUGACAAAUGAAUAUGAAAAAAUGGAGCAUAAUAAACUUGACGAACCUACAAACCAAUCAAUAAUACCAACAGAGGAGAAUAAACAAUCUACAGAUGAUCAUGAACAGUCACAACAGUUUACAACGUCCCAGGAAGAAAUUGAACAAUCUGUUGAAAACAAAAAUCCUAUUACUACAGAUGAAACAUUAGAACAACCUACGUUUAUAAUUACAGAAGUAUCACAACCUGUAGUAUUGAAUGAAAAUUUAGAACAAAUUACAAUUGAAGAACCACAACAACAAUCUAUGAGUUCAAAUGAAGAAGAUAAACAAAUGACAAAUAAAUAUGAAAGAUUAGAACAAACUUUAGCAUUAAUUAAAGAAAUUGAACAAUCAGUUAAAAAUAAAUCGUCUAUUACGGAAGCUGAUCAAUCAAUAAGCACAAACGAAGAAGAAGAAGACGAACUAUAUUUAAUAUUAAAUGAAAACAUUAAACAAUCUAAUGUUGAAAUCGAGCCAUUAGAGCAAUCCACAAUUGCAAUUGAAGAUAAAACCCACGAACAAUUGAAUACAUCAACUGAAGCAAAUAAUAUAUCGACAAUUGAAUAUGAAAAAUUGGAACAACCAAUUUCAAAUGAAUCUUCUAGUAUUACAAAUCAAAGAUUAGAACAACUCACAACUGAACAACCAUUACAAUCAAUUGUAUCAAAUGACAAUGAAGACAUAAAACAAUUUACUGUUGAACCUGAAAAAUCAAAUCAAUCACCAGUUCAAAUUGAACAAAACGAAGAAUCCAUUGAAAAUCAAAUAAAUAUCGAAUCAACACCAGAUUUAUCAUCAAACAAAGAUUUUCAACAAACAACACCAACAAAACUUGAUAAUUAUCACAUUCCAGUCGAUGAAAAUUCAGAACAACAUACAACUAAACAAUCAUCACAAGAUGAAAUAUCAGAUGAAAAAACAUGUAUUAAAAAUAAUUCAUCGAUCAUAACAAAUAAGAAAUUGGAAAAACCUACAGUUAUCGAAUUACCACAACCUAUUACAUUAAAUGAAGAUAUUAGCAAAUCCACAAUUGAAAAUCAAGAGUUCAUUGCCGAUACCGAAAAUUUAACACAAACAAUAGUACCAUCUCAAGAAAAUCCGCAUUGUCCUACUUCGGAUGAACAAUUAACACAACCUAAAAUUUUAGUUAAUCAACCAGAACAACGUACAGUUCCAGCUGAACAACCACUGUUAACAACAGCAACAAUAGUUAAAGGCCCAAGAUAUUCUGAUGUUGUUAAUAGACAAUUACCAAAGGCAACAAAUGAAUCAGCAAAACCUACAGAUUCAUUUAAAAAACAAGACUAUUCAAUAGAAUCAAAGAAAAAAAUCAUUUCACCUAUAGUAACGAUUGAAACACCUAAACAAUGUAUCAAUACAGCUGAUGAAACCGAACAAGUUCCUUUGAUAAGUACAAUUAAAGAACCGGAACAAUCUGAAGUAUUACUUGAAAAACAAGAACCAUCUACCACUAUCAUUGAAGAUGCACAUGAUACAUCAAUAAUAUCAAAUGGAGAAAAUCAAAUAUCAUCAACAAAAAGUAAUAAAUCGAGACGAUCUAAUGCUAAAAGAAGAAAAUCAAAAAAGUCAUCAGUUACAAUUGAAAAUUCCCCACAAAAUAUCAUUAAUAAUAAUGACGAUGAUGAUGAUAAUGAAGAAAAAAUUGAAACAUCAUUACCUUCUCAAAAUCUAAAAAGUAUUAUUCCAGAACAACAAACAAGUAACAUUGAAUCAGAAAUUGAAAAAUCGUUAACAACACUUAAUAGAUCAUCUCAUGAUAAUACAUCCACAAAUCAUUCAAAUCCUCAAAAUUCAAGUGCCUUACGAUCUCGUAAAAACAAAAAGAAAACAACAACAACAGCAUCAAUCGAAAAAUCUUCAUCUCCUAUUAAUUCAACGACAACGGAUAAUCGAAAUAUGUUGAUUAAAGCUUUUUUAUUUAAUUAUUCAUUUCAACGUAUAACAACCUAUCGAUGGUUAUCAAAAACUCAUCAACCAUCACUUUUUGAACCAAAAUGGGCAUCAAUAUUUGCUCAAGCAACAACUAAUUCAUAUUUACCAUCAUCAUCAACAUCAGUUAAUAAUAAUAAAAAACCAUUUGUCAUGCUUUUUCCACCACCAAAUGUAACUGGAACUGUUCAUUUGGGUCAUGCAUUAACUACAUCUGUUCAUGAUUGUCUUUUAAGAUGGCAUACAAUGCAACAAAAAUCAUAUGCUCGUUGUGUACCAGGUUAUGAUCAUGCUGGCAUUGCUACACAGGUUAUAGUUGAAAAACAUAUAGCACCUCAAACACGUGAACAAUUAGGUAGAGAAAAAUUUCUUGAAGAAUGUUAUCAAUGGUCUUCAAAUUAUCGUCAAACAAUUGAAACUCAAUUAAAACGUUUAUGUCCAUUAUUUGAUUGGUCAAAUGCUUAUUUUACAAUGGAUAAGAAUCUUGUUGAAUAUGUUCGUGAUUCAUUUUUACAUUUAUAUAAUAAUGGUCUUAUUUAUCGUGAUCGACGUAUUGUUAAUUGGUGUUGUCAACUUCGGUCAGUUGUUAGUGAUAUUGAAGUUGAUUCAAAAGAAAUAAAUGGACGAGAAAAAUUUUCUAUUCCAGGAUAUAAAAAAGAUAUUGAAUUAGGUAUACUUUACAAUAUUGCAUAUAAAAUUAUUGAUGAACAACAAGAUAAAGAAAUUAUUGUUAGUACAACACGACCAGAAACAAUUUUAGCUGAUACAGGUAUUGCUGUUCAUCCAAAUGAUUCUCGUUAUAUAUCAUUAAAAAAUAAAUUUGUUCAAAAUCCAUUUAAUCCUCAAGAUUAUUUACCAAUUAUAUUUGAUGAAAAUGUUGAUCAAAAUUUUGGUACUGGUGCAGUUAAAUUAACACCAGGUCAUGAUACAUUUGAUUAUAUAUUAGCAAUGAAACAUAAACUUGAAAUUCGAACUAUGUUAAAUGAUCAAGGUUAUGUACAACUUGAUUUAAAUCAUCCAUAUUAUCAUGAAUUAAAUAAUUUACAUCGUUAUGAUGCACGUGAAAAAGUACUUCAAUUACUUGAAAAUAAAGGAUUAAGAAGAGGAGAAAAGGAACAAGAAAAAAUGGUUGUACCUCUAUGUAGUCGAACAGGUGAUAUUAUUGAACCAAUGGUUAAAGAACAAUGGUUUCUUGAUACAACUGAAAUGUGUCGUCAAGCUUCAUCCAUUGUUGAUAAUAAUAAUCUGAAAUUAACACCAUCAUCUACUUGUAAAGUAUGGAAAUAUUGGCUUGAUAGUCCUCGACCAUGGUGUUUAUCAAGACAACUUUGGUGGGGACAUUCAAUACCUAUGUAUCGAUGUUCAAUAAAUAAUAAAUCAUCUGAAUAUAAAUGGAUUGGUGCAAAAUCACUUGAAGAAGCAAAAAUAAAAGCUAAAGAAUUAUUUCCAAAUAUUCCAUUAAAUUCAAUUCAUAUUGAACAAGAUCAAGACGUACUUGAUACAUGGUUUUCAUCAGGUUUAUUACCAAUGUCAAUAUUUAAUAAAAAUAAUUCACAAGAAUUUCCAACAACAUUACUUGAAACUGGUUAUGAUAUAAUGUUCUUUUGGGUUGCUCGUAUGGUUAUGCUUAGUCUUAAACUAACAAAUCAAUUACCAUUUCAUGAAGUACUUUUUCAUGGAUUAAUUUGUGAUUCAAAUGGAAAAAAAAUGUCAAAAUCAUUAGGUAAUAUAAUUGAUCCAAUGGAUGUUAUUAAUGGUAUAAGUCUUCAAUCAUUACAAAAACGUCUUGAACAAUCACAUUUAUCACGUAAUGAAAUUGAACGAGCUAAACGUGCACAAGCUAUUCAAUAUCCAUCAGGUAUUGAACCAAUUGGAUCUGAUGGUCUUCGUCUUUGUCUUUUAUCUCAUGAUAUAUUUCAUCAAUCAAUACGUUUUGAUCCAACACAAUUUGAUUAUGUUGCACGUUAUUGUAAUAAAUUUUGGAAUGCUUAUAAAUAUGUAAAAGAAUUUGCCUUAGCUAAUAUGAAUUUUCAUCAUGAAAAUAUAUCAAAUAUAAAUUAUGAACAAAUAGAAAAAUUAGUAAAAGAUCGUCUUGUUGAUCGUUGGAUAUUAAAUGAAUUAAAUAAAACAAUAGGAAAAGUAAAUGAAUGUUUAAAUAAUUAUACAUUUCAUUUAGCUAUUGUUCGUCUACGUGAUUCAUUUUUAAACGAUUUUUGUGAUUUUUAUAUUGAAUUUAGUAAAAUUCCUAUUAAACAACAAUCAAUAGAUAAUAUAAAAUCAAAUGUUCAGAUAUUACUUUAUUAUUUACUUAAACAAUAUCUUAUUCUUUAUCAUCCAUUUUUACCAGCUAUGACAGAAGAAUUAUGGGAAGAUUUAACAAAUGGCAAACAAGGUUAUCUUAUUCAUCAAUUAUAUCCAACCAUGAAAAAUAUUGAAAAUAUUAAUCCUAUUGAUUCUCAAGUAGUACAAAUAAUUCGUUUAAUUUUAAAAAAUGCAACAUAUUUCAAACAAAUGCUUCGUUUAUCACGUGAUUCUGAUAUUAUUAUUCAUUUUUAUAAUCAAGAUAAAGAAGAUUUAUCAAUACAUGUAGAAACUUAUUUAACAGAAAUUCGUACAAUAACUCGAUUAAAUAAUAUUCAUGUUUGUCGUUCAUCAUCGUCAUUGAAUAAUUCUUUUAAUUUAUCAAAAUUUUCAUUUCGUGAUUAUAUAACUGAUAAUAUAGAACUUAUAUUUAAUUUAAAUGAUAAUAAACAAUCAAGAGAACUUGUUGAAAAACAUGAAGAACGAUUAAGUAAACAAGUUGAUAAAUUACAUGAUGAUAUAGGUGUUAAUGAGAUAACGAUGAAAUUUUAUCAAGAAAAUAAUGAUCUUGAAACUCUUGAACGUGAACAACGUCGACGUGAAAGUUUAUUUGACGAUCUUAAAUUAACUCAACAAAGACAUGAAAGAUUUGUUGAAUUAGCUCAAAAACGAACUAUUAUUGAAAAAAAGAAUAAAAAUCAUAGCUGA